UUUCUGUCGGGAUCGGAAUCAGGAAUUUAUACCAAAUACUGAAAUAGUCUGUCACUGCUUGCAUCGUUUCCAAAUUAAUCAAAGCUUUAAAGUUUUGAGAAAUGACACAUAAUAGGCGGGCGUGAUCUAUCACAAAGUUUAAAACAGCUGAUUAAUCAUCAUGGAUAAAAUGCCUGCAGAGAACAAAGAUGAGGACGAAUUGAGCAUUCCUCGAGCUGCCCUGAACAAAAUGAUUAAGGAACUUAUCCCAAACAUCCGAGUGGCAAAUGAUGCCAGGGAGCUCAUCCUUAAUUGCUGCACUGAAUUCAUUCACUUGGUUUCUUUUGAGGCAAAUGAAAUCUGCAACAAGCAAAGCAAGAAGACCAUAUCACCAGAACAUAUUAUUGCAGCACUCGAUCACCUUGGAUUUGGGAAUUACAAAGAGGAUGCUGAAGCAGUGUUAGAGGAGACAAAAGCAGUGGCUGCUAAAAAGAGAAGAGGGAGUUCCCGUCUGGAAAAUCUGGGAAUCCCUGAGGAGGAACUGCUCAGACAACAGCAGGAAUUGUUUGCCAAGGCUAAGCAAGAACAGGCUCUUCUGGAACAGCAACAAUGGCUUCAGACCCAGCAAGCUCUGCAACAGCAGCAACUUCAGCUGCCACAGCAACCAGAGAGCAAUGACGAUGAUUACUCCUAGCAGCAACAAAAAUGACUACUCUACUGAGUAGUGUUAGUGUUCUAGUAGCAACAAAAAUGACUACUCUAUCAAUACUGAGUAGUGUUAGUGGUGAUGUAAUAAUUGUUCACAUGUGGUUAUUGUAAUGUUUCACAAAAAUUAUUUUACAGAACAGAAAUAGAAGUUAAUUUCCAACAGAUAAUUUAUAUUUAGGAAGCAAUUCCUAACUGAAGUUUAUUGUUUUUUUGAUUAAAGCUCUGUUUAUUUCUAUUCACUGUCAGCUGUAUUUUCUCAGAAAUGGUUGUCUUUGUAUGAUUUCAGUUUUAUUUUCCUUGCAUGAAGAAUUUACCACUGUUGUAGAAUAUGAUUGUAUAGGCAUGGAAUAUCCAUUUUAUGAAAUAUUGUCUCUUAAAUUGGUUAAUAAAUGAAUUAUAAAAAUCCAA
Molecule: messenger RNA, 1095 nt
Organism: Saccostrea echinata
Lineage: Eukaryota; Metazoa; Mollusca; Bivalvia; Ostreida; Ostreidae
Product: protein Dr1-like
Exons: 4
Coding region: 161-673 (170 amino acids)
Biological process (GO): positive regulation of transcription by RNA polymerase II; chromatin remodeling; negative regulation of transcription by RNA polymerase II
Cellular component (GO): negative cofactor 2 complex
Molecular function (GO): protein heterodimerization activity; core promoter sequence-specific DNA binding; general transcription initiation factor activity
Source: RefSeq, a predicted model, not a curated record